Tarenaya hassleriana is the source of this 1290-nucleotide messenger RNA. Its product is annotated as BAHD acyltransferase At5g47980-like. NCBI's taxonomy places the organism in Eukaryota, Viridiplantae, Streptophyta, Magnoliopsida, Brassicales, Cleomaceae. The transcript has 2 exons. The record is from RefSeq and is a predicted model, not a curated record. The coding region runs from base 1 to 1290 and encodes 429 amino acids.
AUGGCAAUGAAGGUUGAGGUAAUGAGCAAAGAAGUAAUAAAACCAGCCUCAGCAACGCCUGAUCACCUUCGAACCAUUCCACUCACUCUCUUUGAUCAAUUCAUGCCACAGACUUACAUAAAUUCAAUCUUCUUCUACUCCAUAACAUCCGACAAUUCUACCGUCACCCAAGCAACAUUUCCUCAUAAGCUCAAGAUUUCACUAUCCGAGAUUCUAACGCGUUUCUUCCCACUAGCGGGACGAAUUGAAGGGACGCGUAUCGACUGCAAUGACGAAGGAGCUUUGUUCACGGAGGCUCGAGCCGAUAUCCUGCUCUCGGAUUUUCUGAGGACCCCAGAUGUCGUUUCGCUCAAGCAACUAAUCGUUAAUCCAUUUGAUUAUUUAGAUCACGGGUCGUGGCCACUGCUUCACGUCAAGGUUACCUUCUUCACAACCGAAGCAGUGGCAGUGGCAGCAAGUGUUUCUCACAAAAUUUUCGAUACAGCUUCGUUCAUAAAGUUUGUUCGCAUUUGGGCGGCAACAGUGAAAGGGUGUGUCGAUAAAGUGAAUCCCCAAUUCAUAGCAUCGGCUUUCUAUCCUCCUGCUGAUCUUUCGGUGGAAGUCCCUCCACUUAUGCCGCUGAGGAAGAAAUCUAUAACAAAGAGGUUUGUUUUCCGGUCCUCCAAUAUUCACAAACUCAAAACCCGAGUUGCGAGCGAGCAUGUCAUGAACCAUACCCGUGUAGAAGCCAUCACCGCACUUCUCUACAGUGCUAUAAAAGGGUCGCGAUCAAACGAGUCAUUCACAAUGACGCAAUCCAUUAACUUGCGACCUAGGCUUCCUUCCACUCUCCUGCCUCCAGAUGCAAUGGGAAAUCUACUCUAUUCACCUUUACUGAACGAAGACUCUGAGAGCGAAAUAAAGAUCACUGAGAUGGUUUCCAAGUUAAGGAAAACUAAGGAGGAACUUAAUGAGAUAAUCAUGGAAGAAACCCGGGGAACGGAAUCUACCGCUUCAAAACUAAGAAUGAUCGGCGAGAGAAUUGCAAUGGAGAUGUUAAGCUCGCUGAGCGAGUCACGCGCUGAAACUAACGUAUAUGUCAUGACUAGUUUCUGUAGGAUGCCUUUUUACGAGGUGGACUUCGGGUGGGGAACUCCGUUGUGGAUUGCUAGCUACGUUUAUGAGAUGUCGAGGUUAUGCAUACUGAUGGAUGCAAAGGACGGUGAAGGAAUCGAGGCAUGGGUGACGUUGCCUGAAGAGGACAUGUCUGCAUUCGAACAACACCAAGAUUUGGUUGCUGCGGAAAAUUAA